AUGGUCCAGAAAAGCCUUCUCUUCUCCCUGCUUGCCUCUACAGCCCUUGGGGCUCUCACCAAGCGCUAUAGCUUUCCACUCCCUGAGUCACAAGGUAGCGAGACAUUCAGUGAGCCGUAUGAGGUUGCUGCCGGCGAGACCUUCGAUGGAGGCAUGAAGACCUACGGUCGCGGCGUUGAAUGCACCGGCCAAGUCGAGGGCGGAGAGGACGAUACCGUCUUCAUCGUCCAGGAGGGAGGUACCCUCAAGAACGCCAUCAUCGGCACCGACCAGAUCGAGGGUGUUUACUGCCUUGGUUCCUGCACUAUUGAAAAUGUCUGGUGGGAGAAGGUCUGCGAGGAUGCCCUGUCCCUAAAGGAGGGAGAUGGUAUCUACACCAUCAGUGGCGGUGGUGCGCAGGGUGCUGAGGAUAAGGUGAUCCAGCACAACACCGGAGGUGAGGUUAUCAUUGAUGGAUUCGAGGUCUACGACUUCGGAAAGCUCUAUCGCUCCUGUGGCACUUGCGGAGACAUCCAGCGGAAGGUGUCUGUCUCCAACGUCGUCGCCGUGUCGGGGUCCCAGCUCGUCGGGAUCAACGAGAACUUUGGCGACACUGCCACCAUCGACUCCUCUGUUUGUGCGACGGAUGUGAAUGACAUCUGCGCGACUUACAAUGGGACCGACGGCGACGAGGAGCCGGAGGAGGUCAGCACUGGCCCUAGCGACUACUGUAUCUAUACCGAGCCGAUUGCGGAAUGCGCGUGA
Molecule: messenger RNA, 744 nt
Organism: Aspergillus terreus NIH2624
Lineage: Eukaryota; Fungi; Ascomycota; Eurotiomycetes; Eurotiales; Aspergillaceae
Product: pectate lyase
Exons: 3
Coding region: 1-744 (247 amino acids)
Biological process (GO): pectin catabolic process
Cellular component (GO): extracellular region
Molecular function (GO): pectate lyase activity
Source: RefSeq, a predicted model, not a curated record